CGAUUCUUCGCUCACCGCAAGCGCACGCCAGAAAGUUUCCCCAUCGUCGCCAGAGACCAACAUGCCAGUCCUGCUGUACAAUCUUGUCGGCAGCCCACCGUGCGGCUUCAUUCGCUGCUUGGCGAAAGAGAUCGGCGUGGAGCUGAGCCUCAGGGACCUCGAUUUCACCAAAGGAGAACACCGCUCUGAAGAGUUUCUCAAGAUAAACCCUUUCCACAAGGUGCCUACAAUUGACGACGACGGCUUCAUCGUCUACGAGAGCAACGCCAUUGCCUACUAUCUUCUACGGAAGUAUGCUCCUGAGUCACAGCUCUAUCCCACCUGCGUUAAGACGCGCACUCGGAUCGACCAGGUGCUUGCAGCAGCCAGUGGCAACAUACACCCUAACCUAGGGGCCUUUUUCCGUCCUCGAUACUUCCAAGGUACGAAACCAAGUGCAGAUGAGGUGAAGGCCUUCGAAGAAAAUGUACUUAAGGGUCUUGAGCACCUCAUCGGGAAUGGCAAGUUCGCCGUCGGUGACAAAAUCACCAUUGCUGACCUCUGCCUGAUAGGCCACGUCACUGUCUGUAUCGAGCUUCCUGCCAUCGACAAAGCAAAAUACCCAAAGCUUACAGCAUACCACGACCGUGUGAACAGUGCGUUGCCCUACUUCGAGGAAAUUUUCGGGCCAGUCCUUAUCCAAAUCGAGAAGGUGUGGGACAGGCUGAAGUAGAUACGUCUCAGCGCUGCCUUCGAAAGAAAGGCGCGAAGUUUUUGUUGCGGUGCUUGAGUAAAGUUAUGUUUUUCCUUCGCGGCA
Rhipicephalus sanguineus (brown dog tick) is the source of this 796-nucleotide messenger RNA. Its product is annotated as glutathione S-transferase 1-1. Gene Ontology annotation, biological process: glutathione metabolic process. Lineage: Eukaryota; Metazoa; Arthropoda; Arachnida; Ixodida; Ixodidae. The transcript is spliced from 5 exons. The record is from RefSeq and is a predicted model, not a curated record. Gene Ontology annotation, molecular function: glutathione transferase activity. The coding region runs from base 62 to 712 and encodes 216 amino acids.